Messenger RNA from Meloidogyne enterolobii, 759 nucleotides. Lineage: Eukaryota; Metazoa; Nematoda; Chromadorea; Rhabditida; Meloidogynidae. The record is from the annotation of a GenBank genome assembly.
AUGAGAGAUUUACCAAAUUUUGCUGAACCAAGAAUUUUCUUGCCAAAAAAUUUUUUGUUCUACUUUAAAAUUUUAAGUGAGGAAUUGGAAGAGCAAAAUUCUCCAAAAAAUGAUGAUAAACUGAAGGAAGUUAACAAUAAAAUUGUUGAUACGGAUAAGAAUGAGUUUAAAAUUCAACGCAGAAAUUCAUUAAAAACGCCCUUAAAAGAAGAAAGCAAGGAAAAUGUCCCAUCUUUGAAACGGCGUCUUCCACAAUCUUUGCAAAAAGGAGAUGUGACACCAAAAAAGAAUGCUUGCCGUGAAGUUUUGAAUGCAAUUAAUAAGACUAUGGCUUCACCUUGUCAACGUUCCAAACUUCCCCAACAUCCACGUAUUUUAUUGGCUACAUUAAUGCGAUUAAUUUCUUUCGACACUGAAAAGGUUCUUGUAGCGCCAGAUUCUUCACCUUUUCAUACACCUCCGCGAACACCAAAACGAUCAGAAUUUGCAACACCAACUCGAUUGAAUCGGACUCCAAAACGUUUAUUUUCUACAAAUAAUAUCAGAUCUGUUCAGAAUUCUCAAUUUGAUUCUUCAAGUGUAACACGCGAUCGUCUUUUUCAAGCCUAUUUACUUGUUUGCGAACAGUUGAUGCUUCAACCAUUAGCUACAGAUGAAUUGGAUAAUGCUUAUGAAGUGUUGGAAUCUCAAGCUAUAAUUUCUUUAAGUAAACCAAUUAAUGGAAAAAAUAAACAACAAAGAGUUUGUUUUAUGGUAUGA